Messenger RNA from Clarias gariepinus (North African catfish), 1695 nucleotides. It is a transcript of the gene paqr5a, whose product is annotated as progestin and adipoQ receptor family member Va. The record is from RefSeq and is a predicted model, not a curated record. The coding region runs from base 269 to 1354 and encodes 361 amino acids. The transcript is spliced from 9 exons. Lineage: Eukaryota; Metazoa; Chordata; Actinopteri; Siluriformes; Clariidae. Gene Ontology annotation, cellular component: membrane. Gene Ontology annotation, molecular function: signaling receptor activity.
CAAAGAAAGGCAUGUUUUCCCUUUAAUGCAACUCGCUUCAGUCCACUGGCAGGGCGAGAGAUGAGAGAACCGCUCCUCAUUUAACACUACACGGGGUCACGGGCGGCAUUAUUCCUCAGCUUUACACUGUUUAUAUGUUCAGGGGGAUGAGAACACUGGGUGAUCCAGGAAAAGGGUGGAGCAAGUAAAAAGGACACUACAAACGUAUUUUAUGCCAGAUUCUUUCACCUUUUAGUAUUUGUCUUGACUGCUAGUGGAUUAAGGGAUCAUGUUGAGCCUCAUCAAACUACCUCAAGUUUUAAGCAUCAACCAAGUUCCAAAAGUGUUCCAUGAGCAUGGCAUCAUAUCUGGGUAUCGAUAUCCAUACAGUUCAGCUAAAGACUGUGUUCUUAGCAUUUUCCAGCUAACUAAUGAAACCCUCAACAUUUGGACCCACUUUCUUCCUACAUGGUUUUUCUUGUGGAAGCUCCUUAUAGUGCUAUCAGAGGAAGACUGGCAGGACUCCUACUGUUGGCCUCUUCUGGUCUUCCUGUUGUCCUGCUGCUUGUACCCACUGGCUUCCAGCUGUGCACAUACCUUCAGUACUAUGUCUGAACGUGCCAGGCACAUCUGCUUUUUCUUCGACUACGGAGCUCUAAGCUUCUACAGUUUAGGUUCUGCCAUCACAUACUCCUCCUAUGUUUUUCCUGAGAAAUGGGUGAACAGCGUUUUCCAUAAAUAUUAUAUUCCCAUUGCCAUGCUCAACUCUGUCCUCUCCACUGGACUGGCCUGUUACUCAAGACUUGGAUUACCUUUCAUUGAUUACAACCAUCAUAUAAGUAAAAGGUCUGUUGAGAAUGCGAACCUAGGGAAAAUUCUGCGGAUUAUGUCUUUUGCCUUUCCGUAUCUCUUUGACAAUAUACCUUUGGUCUAUAGGAUUUUUGUGUGUGUUGGAGAGAAUUGCACAGUCAACGAAGCCACUACUGUUCACUACCAGCACACGGCACUGGCACUGCUUACAGGAUUCCUCUUUGCCUCACACUUGCCUGAACGCCUGGCUCCUGGAAGUUUUGACUAUAUAGGACACAGUCAUCAGCUCUUUCAUGUGUUCGCAAUCACUGGCACGUAUUUCCAGCUCUCUGCAGUUGAGCUGGACAUGACCUUCCGGAAGCAAUGGCUUCUGACUCAUUCACAACCCAUUACCUUCAACAACACACUGGGUGCAGCAUUGCUUUGUGCAGUUUUCAGUCUAUGUAUAAUCUAUGUCUUCAGUAAGGCACUUUUCUGCACAAGGAUUUGGAAAGACAAAGAUUUAAAAACAUCACAUUUCGCUGCAGUUCCUGACUCACAGCAUGCGAAAGCUUGUUUAUUUUAAGACAGGAAUUUUUUCUACGUACUGUAUGUUCUAAACAAGACUGUCUUAUCUCUGUUUGUUAGUUAUUCUAAAUCUCCUGCUAGAGAUAUGUUAAUCAGAAAAAAAAGGUUUUAAAAUAACCUUAACAUUUUUUUAAGGUUAACUGUAAGUGACCUUAAAAUUAAAAUGAGCGGUGCCUUUUACAGGGUCAUGUUUACAGUUAAGACACUCAGUAUGCAAUGAUUAUUCUUCAUUCAAUUUACACACCUGGAUUUCAAGACAUCUACUGACUUUGUGUUUAUAUAAAGUUUUGUUACUUGUUCAAAUUAUAUUUAUUUUAUUUAUUAAUAAAAUGUUUUAAC